Molecule: messenger RNA, 1670 nt
Organism: Cloeon dipterum
Lineage: Eukaryota; Metazoa; Arthropoda; Insecta; Ephemeroptera; Baetidae
Product: acid-sensing ion channel 4-like
Exons: 8
Coding region: 251-1522 (423 amino acids)
Biological process (GO): sodium ion transmembrane transport
Cellular component (GO): plasma membrane
Molecular function (GO): ligand-gated sodium channel activity
Source: RefSeq, a predicted model, not a curated record
CAAAGAGCUAGCGGGUUACCUUCGUCAUAUGGAAAAACGCGCAUGAGGGAGAUGUGCGGCCGUUUAUCAAAGGCGGAAAACAAAUAAAACGCCCGCCGCUUCUCCCGCGAGGGCCUUAAUAAAAACACACGCGUCGGCCUCACUCGAUUGUGAUUUAUUGGGCCUGUUCUUCCCUGCAGAAACACGCCGAUAAAGAGUUGUAAAAAGUGGUGUACGAUGUCAGACGCACGAUAUAGCUGCAGCGGCGAGGAUGAAGCUCAGCACCGCGCCCAAGUUUGGGCUGGCCGCGGACAGCGAGGAAAAACAGUGCUGGAUCAUUGCAUGCGCCACCACUUCCUGGCUCAAGCAAAUCCUCAAACUCAUCGUGCUCGUCGCCUGCAUGACCGCGGUCGUCUUUCAGCUUUCUGAGUGCAUUCUGAAGCUGCACUACCCUCCUGUGUCGACGCGUACCGAGCUGAAGAUUAACACGACCGUCAACUACCCGGCCUUGACCAUAUGUCGCAAUCCUGCCUACAAGGACGCUGUGCUCAGAAAGUACAACUUGGGUCCCAGUAUCCGCCUUACGUCCGAGUGGGCCAAGUUUCCCUACGACAAGAUUAGUCUGUCCGAGUUUUGGAAAGAAGCGACAUACACAAUGGUUGAGGGUAUCAACCAGUACGGAAUGGCUGGAUCCAUUAAUCACACAAAUCUUGAGGAGACCAUGAAUUUUUUGAGCGGGAGGUGUUUCACGAUCAAACCGGAAAUCGCUACAAGGCAAAUCGGAAGCGACGCUGGUUAUUCGGUCCUUCUGAGACAUACAAGACCAACCUCUCCUGCCUGGAAUCUGUAUGUUCAUCAGGUUACGGAUGACAUGAUAGAAAACACCAUGCAAAGUUCGGCUGUGCAGGAGCUGAUAAUUUUGCCGGUGGGCGAGAUGGCGCACGUGAAGAUGACAGUGCAUCAGUUGGAGCGGGUGAACCACCCAAAAUCGCCGUGCAACCCAGACCGAAAGUACAGCUCUGCAAACUGUGAGGAGCGGUGCAGAUGGCGGGAAAUCGAGGCCAAAUCGGCGUGCUCGGUGCCGUGGAUGCCAGGCUCCGAUCUGCCCGAGUGCAACAACUACACCAGCUUGCUGCCUGUCAUAGUCGAGUACCUCAAGUUUAAUACGAGCAAUGAGUGCUCGGCGCAGUGCCCCAAACCGUGUCACAUCACACAGUUCAAUACUUUCAUUGUGAACCGUGCAAGGGAUGCCACUUUGCCGUCAGGCCAUAGCCAGAUUUACUUGUUUCACACGUCAAAAAUGUUUACCUGGGUGAGAGAGCACUGGGACUAUGACCUGUCACGAUUUGUGGCCGAUGCCGGUGGCUCGCUCGGAUUCCUGCUCGGCGUCUCGGUUCUCAGCCUGCUCAGCAUGCUUGGCAAGGCGCUUCAGAUUUUCACGUGCUGCGCCCGCACGAAAGGCGCUGACGCAGCGAGCAACAAUACCAGCCGCAGCAGUUCUAUCAAUAGCUUCCCCAACGUUAUUAAAAAGGAAAAAUUUUAAAACAGAAAUGGCUUUCUAUGAAAAAGUAUAUUAAAUUUAUUUCAGUAUAAUGUUAACUCUUCGGAAACAAUAUAAUCAACAACGCAACUCACAAAGUGUACAUUUGCUGACUUGAAUAAAUAGCUAAACAAUUUUGUGAGUUCAAAAA